Messenger RNA from Pogonomyrmex barbatus (red harvester ant), 2332 nucleotides. RefSeq lists its product as uncharacterized. The record is from RefSeq and is a predicted model, not a curated record. NCBI's taxonomy places the organism in Eukaryota, Metazoa, Arthropoda, Insecta, Hymenoptera, Formicidae.
AUCAACCGGCGAUGUGUCCUGCCGUCUGCCGCCGUCUGACAAGCAGCGCGUGUCACGAAGGCGAUGCCUGCCGCGAAGAUGACAUUCGUUCACGUGAUACGGGCCGAGUCCGAUCGAUCAUCGAUCGGCUAAAUGUUGAUGCUAAAUUGGGCACGAGACGUGCCCACUCUCAUCGUCACCGCAAGUGGCACCGCCGACACAGCACACACGCGUCACGACGCGUUAUUCGGGAUGAACGCCGUGCAGCCGUGCGACGCGUACGAGAUCGCAAUCGUGAUCGCGAUCGCGAUCACUUGUAUUGCGACGCUCGGUUUCCGCGACUCCGUGGCCCCGGGGCUAUUGGCGAUCACGCAUACGCGCGCGAUAAUCUUGAGCUUCCCGGGGAGCUCUCCGACCGCAAUUUGACUCGCGUGCGGAACGUCCGCGGCACGCAUGGAUCUCAUGGACACGCGGUGAGUGACACCAAUGGUAAGGCAUCGCAUACCGGUGAUGUGCGCUUUACAACGAAGACGUAUCACGCACAUAUAUUUGUGGACUGUCGCAAAAAAUCGGAUUCACGUGAGAAAAAAAGCCCCAAAAAAUGCUCUUUAAAGAAUGCUAACUUUAACGUCUCUCGACUUAAUGACGUUUGUAUCAGAUUUGUGACAUACAGAAUUUUUCACUUAGGCCAGUCAAUUCUAAGGACGAGUACUUCUGAUACUUCCAAUGGUCUUUUGGCACAUUUGCAGCAGUGUGUGGAGCAUUCUUAUGGGUGCAGCAUAUUGUCUGUAGAGGAAUAAUAUUAUUCAUACCUGUAUUACUAUAUCUGAUCGGAUUGAUAAAAUACUUUUUGCUGUACCGUUGUCUUCCAUCUUACGUUUUUACUAUAAAAAAUGUCAUCUCGAGAUUAUGAUAGAAGAAGAGGUGGUAGUGGCAGCAAUUCAAGCAGGUUGCGAAUGGAUGCAAGUGUAUCACAAUCUAGGCCACAUAGCGAGAGUUCUAGCAAACGAAAAGAAAUAGACAAUGUAAUGAGAAAAGCACGUGAGUCGCAAUCGAGUUAUUGGAAUAAAAAGUUAUUGGAAGCAGAGGAACGAGAUCCAAACAGAUGGCGUCACAGCGGAUACAAGGAACUAUACGUUGGCAGUGGUAGCGAACUUAGAGGACAUCCUAAAAGUCCAAGAAGUCCAAGACCUCGCAGUCCCCAUAGUCCACGACCACGCAGUCCCCGUACAAGAAGUCCACGGUCACCGCGCGAACGUUCUUCCCGUGAGCAUAAUAAAAGCAGACCAACCGCUCGUAGCUCUAGCACGGGCAGUACAUGUUCUGAUAGAUCAUGUUCUGUUUGUUCACCAAAAGAACGACGACGCGUUGUACCGCCAUCACGCUCACAUUCGAGAUCGAUUAGCCCUAUACGCACUAGGACACAUCCUAAAGAAGUAAUCGCGUCUAGUUCCCGAGCCUUACAGCCGCGCACAAGACCACGAUCACCGCCUCUACCACGCCCGCGUACACCACCGCCAGCGCCACAGCCGCCAUCACGUCAUCAAAAAGAUCAUAAAAUCCUCAAAGACAAAGAAGCCAAAAUCCGCCGUAAAGAGAAACAUCACAGCAGAUUGCCAGAGGACCCGCGAGUACCAGAUACAAUCUCAUUGAUACGUAAACCAGUAAAAGUAGAAAAAACACAUACGAGUCAUGGAACACAAAUAAUACGGCCUCCACCAGAAUCUUCACCUAGCGAUGAUAGCGACAGUUCUUCAACUACAUCCCAUAUUGGGCCACCAAAAAUGACAUUAUCUGAGCGAUUUGGUAAAAUGGCGCAAUGGAGCGUGGAUCGUAGAGAUAUGGAAAAUAUGCGUAUCACGAAAGACGGUGAAAAUGCAAUGAAAGUUGUUAUAGAAGGCGAGGAGAGAAUUGCACGUUUAGGCUAUGAUUCUCCUCCUCCUGGGCAUUAUCCAGAAUCGCUUUUGGCACAAGGACCAAGAGGUUUUGAAUGCUGGGAUGAUGUACGCGUUCGAUAUGAUUAUUACAAAGCUAGGGGAUACCUUCGCGAUCUCACCCUUGAUGAUUAUAUCAAAUGGGAAGAAUGGUGGUAUAAGUAUCAAGAAUGGCUUGAAGCUGAACGCUUUUAUGAGCAGUGGGCCUCAUCGAAUCGUCCGUCUGGUGGAAGUCGUAAGAGACGAGGACGACGCAACAACACUACUCAUUAAGAUACAUAACACAAGUUUCUGUUAUUAUUUUUGCUCGAUUUAUUGAUAAGAUAUGCAGUGACAUCUGUAUGCUUAGAGUAUACAAUAAGUAUGUACGUAUAUAAGCGCUCUAUAUGUAUCGUAAUAAAAAGUAUGAUUGUGCAAAA